Pelecanus crispus (Dalmatian pelican) is the source of this 1730-nucleotide messenger RNA. The record is from RefSeq and is a predicted model, not a curated record. NCBI's taxonomy places the organism in Eukaryota, Metazoa, Chordata, Aves, Pelecaniformes, Pelecanidae.
UUGGAAUUGUCUUGUACUCCCCCGCUGGAAAACAAGCAGCGCAAAACCUUUCCAUCCAAGAUAUCUACACAGCACCUUUUGAUGAAUGGGUCUAAAUCAAGAAACCUCCCCAAAACGAGAGGUCCAAACAGUAAGUUAAUGGAGAGCAGGCCAUCAGUAUUAGCAAAAUUUCUCCCUGGUGGUUCUGGACAGGAGCUAGGAAACACCAGCAGCUCAGAAGGGGAAAAGGAUUCUCCACCACCAGAGUGGGACUCUGUGCCUCUUCACAAAGCUGGCAGCUCUACGGACAACCUUUAUAAACUCUCUUUACAAACCCUGAACGCAGAUGCUUUCCUGAAACAGCGACAGCCCUCGCCAACACCUGCCUCUCCGUCUCCUCCUCCUCCUCCUGCAUCUUUAGCUUUUGGGCCCCGAGGGGGCACUUACAGCAGCAUUGUGAACAGCAGCUGCAGCAAUGAAACGAAAAGCAAGCAGCCUAACGGUACCAAACAUAAACUGGCAAAGGCAGCUUCUCUUCCAGGCAGGAAUGGUAACCCCACUUUUGCUGCUGUAGCUGCAGGUUAUGACAAGAGCCCAGGUGGCAGUGGUUUACCAAAGGUUUCUCCAAGCAAGAUGGAUGUUUCCAGCAAUACCAGCAUUUCCCACACAGUUGUUGACAGUGAUGGCUCUGACAGUUCGGGUUUGUGGAGUCCUAUCAGCAAUCCCAGCAGUCCUGACUUCACACCUCUCAAUUCAUUCUCUGCAUUUGGACAUUCUUUCAACUUAACUGGAGAGGUUUUUAGCAAACUUGGUUUAGCUCGAUCUGCUUAUGGGCAGGAUGUUCAGAGAAACUGGAGUGAAUUCAAUAAUGUUCCAUCAUCCAUCUGGGAUCCUUCAGCUACGGAUUCUGUACCCUCCUGGCCAACAAGCUCGAGUUCCCCGACUCAUACAACUGCAUCGAUCCUUGGCAACCCAAGCGGCCUGUGGUCCACCACUCCGUUCAGCAGUUCCAUUUGGUCAAGUAAUCUCAACAGUGGCCUUCCCUUCACCACUCCAACAAACGCGUUGUCAGGCAUUGAUCUCAUGGGUAGUGAAAACUCCUCCGCUGCUGCUCCUCCACCCGCUGCUGCCACCGCUGCGCCUUCCACCGUUGCCAAGCCUGCUGAAGACAUGGGACAGACCUACAAUCCUUGGAGAAUUUGGAGCCCAACAAUUGGAAGAAGAAGUUCAGAUCCUUGGUCUAAUUCACACUAUCCUCAUGAAAACUGAAGUUAAGCAAAAGGAAAGAACUCUUAUCCAGGUCAUGAUGCAAUUCUGAAUGCAAAUUUUUGAAACAUCAUUUUCAGGCUGUUGCUGGUCAUUGCUCCCCCCCUCCCCCCUGCCAGUCAUGCUUUCAUCACUUGCUCCUUUUUAAAGUCUGUCCUGCAAUAUGGUAGUGUGAGAUUGCAGAUAAGCUUGAAAAAGCCUGGGUGUGGUCACAAAUCCCAACUACAGCUGAAGCCUGUAAAUCUGAACAAUUUCACUGGUUUCAUAUUUUGACAUCUGCCAUCUUUAUUUAGGAAACAAUUUGAACUAUAAAAUAAGUGGUCCUGGCAUGCAAUACUUCUAUGAAAAGUACUGGUUUGGGUUUUUAAAUUUUUUCCAGUAUUAUCCUCCAAGUUCUAAUUUAAAGUCAAAAGGCACUUUGUGCUAAAAUGCAGAGUAUUUUUUUAAAAUAAGGCUGUCUUUGUUAACACAGGUUCUAAGAAUGU